This is a messenger RNA of Dalotia coriaria, 4362 nucleotides long. It is a transcript of the gene ovo, whose product is annotated as transcriptional regulator ovo. The coding region runs from base 341 to 2761 and encodes 806 amino acids. Gene Ontology annotation, cellular component: nucleus. The transcript has 4 exons. Gene Ontology annotation, molecular function: RNA polymerase II cis-regulatory region sequence-specific DNA binding; DNA-binding transcription factor activity, RNA polymerase II-specific. The record is from RefSeq and is a predicted model, not a curated record. Gene Ontology annotation, biological process: regulation of transcription by RNA polymerase II; epidermal cell differentiation. Lineage: Eukaryota; Metazoa; Arthropoda; Insecta; Coleoptera; Staphylinidae.
ACCUUGGCUAGCGGUCAACAGUCUUGGUUGCGAGCUCGCGUCGUGCGCACGCACGCGUUUGAUGGUACACCACCAAACGAAUCUGUGAACAUUUGACGUUUGGCAUCGAUCCAUAAACACCCCCACAAAUAUUUUUAAUCAAAGUGUAAAGGAUUUUUGAAGUUUUUGGCGUUGUGACAUCAGGAAUACCAGGAAAACAUUUAAAAAGCAGUGAAUUUAAGGAUUAUCAGUGUGGAUGCGCGUGGCAUCGCGAGGAUAUGCGUCUAAGGAAGUGACUCUUCGAGUGCUCGAGAACGGCUUGGAUAUUACCAGCGCAUAGCCGGCAUAUUUGAGUGCAAUCAUGCCGAAGAUAUUUCUGAUCAAAAAUCGACUCCACCAGCAACAGUUACGGCUGCUGGAGUCACAGAACGCCGCCAACAACAAGAAUGACCUUCUGGGUGAUGACCAGAAGCCGUUGUCGCUGAUAGUCCAGAAGAAAGAAGAUCGUGAAAAAUCCGAAAAACAUGAGAAACCCACGAAAUCGUCUUCGGAGGAAUCACCACCGUCACCAGCGAAAAAAGAAUCCGUCCCCCCGAGACGUUUCAUAUCUUCUAUUCUCGGUGGGGAUGUUCCUUAUGGAAGCCGAGGACAUGUCCUCACCAGAGCAGAGAGAAAAGAAUACGCUCCCAUUGUCCCUCCGGAUAAGAUAACCCUACCCGCUGGACAGAAACCUACUGAAACAAAUGUCCCUUCAGUCCCACAAGAUUUAGCCCCUGUUCGCUGCUCUGUCAUUCAACGUACGCCCAAAACAAGCAAACGAGAUGAAGACGCUGACGCGCGAUUACCCACCACUCCUAUGGUUAUCCACCAGGAACCCGAACAGGAUCAACCUAUUGAUUAUCACAUUCCCAAGCGGCGUGGUGAGAAUGAGGAUGAAAAUGAUGAGAGGCGAGAUCGUGAACAACGAAGAAGCAAUUGCCACAAGAUCAGCAAACCUUUAAUCUCAGUGCGGUCUAUUGUUGGUAAAUUACCAUCGGUGAUGUCGGCGGCAGCAGGGCAUGGUCGUGGCAGUGGAGGUUCCGCUCCUCAAGGAGGAUCAACUGGACAACAAUCAAAUGGAUCUUCAAGUGGAGGUGGAAUAAGUUUUUCAUCUGUUUCCUCUGGAGGUGCAGGUGGUGCCCUUGGAGGUGGGACAGGUGGAGGUGGAAUGAACCCAGGCAGAGAUGGGCGUCAGAAUUAUGGACCUAGUAGUCCACCUACUGGUAGUCUUCCACCAUUCUAUGAAUCUCUUAAAGGUGGUAACAAUAAUAAUAACUACAACGCGAAUGGGAACUUUGGGUAUAGUUUACUAAAUGGUCACCAGAAUACUGGGAUGGACACCGGGCAGGAUCUCGGACUGAAUAUGAAUGGAAGCCAAAGCCCACCAAAGCAAUACUCCACGCUGCAAAAUGCUUCCUAUGGUCUUGUGAUGAAGGACGAAGUAGACUUAGAUAUCUACGAAACUAAACUGGAUCAAAUGAGUAAUUUGCUGCCUAGCUCCUACACCGGAUACGAUGAUAGUAUGAUGGUUGAUAUGGUCACUGGAACCGUAGUGGAUCCAUUGCAGUUUACUGCAACCUUAACCUUCUCCAGUUCAGCUGAACAUGCAUUGCUAGAGAGUUUAUCAGAUGCUGCUGAUUUAAGUACAUUCCUCCAAAGGUUGCCGAAUGAUGACAAUGAUGAGAACGAGAUUAUCCAUUCAUCCCCAUCGAUGACCCCCGACACUGCGCAGUUACAGAACGUUGAAAACAUGGAUCAAUUCUCGGAUCAUUUACUAAACCGGAACUAUCAGAACGGAGAGCGGUACCCAAAUCAACCUCAGCAGCAUCAAUUCUCAAAAAUGUAUCAAGAUAAUCUGCCGUCGUAUCAAGCAGCUGUGAAUGAUAACAUUAAUUCAGUGAACAUGCAACCUCAAACGAUGCUAUCUCCGAGUUUGAGUUUUAAUGGAUCUGCGUUGGACUUAGAUUCUCCAACAACGAUGUCUUUACCAUCGCCGGGAGCUGCUUCUUGUUCACUUGAUGGAAACUCGCAUAAUGAAAACGGCAGUCUCAGCCCACCAGCAAACGUGAGUGGGGGUGGUGCGCGCAGGGACUCGUCUUCGAGCGAGGUACCUGCUCGUGCUAUGCAACAGAGGUUGGGGUUAUCAUCAGAAGUUCAGCUUGAGUUUGUUAAUGGUGGUCAUGGUAUCAAGAACCCACUGGCUAGUCAGGAACCAGCAAGGGCCACGACGCGCACAGAGGAGAAACCGAAAGUCGCUGCAAUCACCACCGAAGACGGACAAUCGCAUUUCUGCUGCCGUAUUUGUAAUAAAUCAUUUGCUCUCCAGCGUUUACUCAAUCGACAUAUGAAGUGUCAUUCGGAUGUCAAGCGGUAUUUAUGCACAUUUUGCGGAAAAGGAUUCAAUGACACUUUCGACCUAAAGAGACAUACGCGGACACAUACAGGUGUAAGACCCUACAAAUGCAGUUUAUGCGAAAAGUCCUUCACGCAGCGAUGUUCACUUGAAUCUCACUGCUUGAAAGUCCACGGAGUGCAACAUGCGUACGCGUAUAAAGAACGCCGAACCAAAGUCUACGUUUGCGAAGAGUGCGGCCACACGACCAGCGAACCGGAAGUGCACUACAUUCACCUAAAAGAAAAACACCCCUACAGCCCAGCGCUGCUCAAGUUCUACGACAAGCGACACUUCAAAUUCACCAACUCGAAUUUUGCUAAUAUGCUCUUACAAGUACGUAGUAACUGACCUCAAAUCCUCUCUCUGAUCCGUGCAUCCAAAAAUUCAAACCGAAGAGCAUAAAUUACACCGUGUGUUUCUAUUGUUUCCAGUGAGAUGACACAUUGGAAAAAUCAAGAAAGAAAACUCAUGUAGGGUUUGUGCAUUUUAGCUGUAACAAAAUCACAAGAUGGCGGCUAGCGCACAAUCCGCUGCGUUUCCAUCUAAUGCAUCUUUUUUGUUAUUUUGGUUACUUCUGUGAUAAUAUUAAUUUUACUUUUAUCGAUGACGAUUUUUUAUUUUUGGUCGAUGGACCCUUGUCGUUUAACUUGUGCUUCACAUGUAUGUACUUCACAAGAAUAAGCAAGAUGGCGGCGAAGCGAACUGAUAAUGAAAACAUACACACACACUCCACAUACACACAUUUACACACUCAAGAUGAAAGACAUGCCCAUUGCGGGCACACGACGUAAUAAUAUAUUUUAAUAAACAUUAAAAUCGGGUUAUUUGUGCAAUCGGUGACUGGUUUUGGGGUUUAUUCGUAUUGUGUUUUAGUUUAACGCGUCUCACGGGACGCUAACAUGAAUUUAAGCGAUGGCGACGAAUGCAGGCAAUGCUAAUGAUAGUAAUUAACUAAUUUAAAUGAUGAACAUAGGCGAAAGACAUAAUGUGUAUAGUAUUAUUCCAAAAAUGAAUCAAACUUUGUUUUAAAAUAUCGAAUAUCGUUAAUUAUGUAAGUGCUAAAGUAAUAUUGUAAUGUAAUAUUUAAACGCUGUAUUUAAUUUAUCUAGAUGUAAAUGACAGUAGCGGGACAGCGUUAGAAUUUCGAAAAUUCAUCUUUUCAUUUUAAUACGCAGUAAUAAAUUUAUUUUUUGGUAAUUGAUGAUUGUCACAAUCAAAAUUUGGUAUUCGGGUGCAUUUUAAGGGGUGUAUACGAUUUUUCUCGACUUUAACGUGUCCCGCUACAAACAAACACGUAAAUUCUGGUGCUUCAAGAUCUCUCUGGUGCUGCAGAAUUUCAUUAUUUAAUAUUUAAGCCGCGCGCCCGUCCGGCUGUCCUUUUGCACGCGUCAAAAUGGCCGCCGCACGCGUCUGUCUUUAUGUUUUACAACGAACGAAGCUGCAAUAUUUAUUUUUAACGACACGUUCGAAUGAAAUCACAUUCUUCUUGUAUAUAUACCCGCUAUAUCGUAAUGUGUAAGCACGAAUACUUUAAGUACCUUUUGUUUAUUGGUCAAUAUUUCGGCCGGAAGUAUUUGCAUGGAAACACAUAAUGUUUGCGACUGUACUAGACUAUAUGAGACAUUUUAAUUCGUAGUUAUUUAAUUAAAUCGUUUACUUUUAUUUUAAGCGAUGAUCGGAGGGACAUCACACGAUUAGCUUUAAAAAGAGAAAAUCACGAAGGCAAACGAAGGAAACUAAGGAAUUUGUAUCAUGAUUAGGCCUGUAGAAAAUUGACAGUGAGGCGAUUAUGUAAACACUUAUUUACAAUGUACAUGUAUUCUAUUAAUCGACUUACCCAUCUUUUAUUAUUAUUUUAUUGUGUUUUAUUAUUGUAGAUCAAAAAAUGUUCAUUUUUCCAUCUACAACUUGUUACAUUAUCAAAUAAAUUAUAUAAAUCACUUUUAAAA